GAAGAAGGCACGUACAGUUUUCAUCACCCAAUUCGACCACUCGAGACUUGAGAGGGAUGGUUCUUGGAGUGUUCUGUGCAGCUGCAGGCGCCUCAGUGGCGUGGAGAUGGAGCCUUCUGCUGGCGUAUGGUCUCCCGGGCCUUGUGGUUCUGUGGCAGCUCCACCGGCUGCUGGACCGGCUGUGGUGGCGGCCGCGGCGGCUCGAGCGGGAGCUGCGCGCGCAGGGCAUCCGCGGCACCUCCUACCGCUUCCUCGCCGGCGACCUCACGAGAAAAGCCCGGCUGAACAAGGAAGCCUGGUCGAGGCCGUUGCCGCUGCGAUGCCACGACAUCGCCCCCCACGUGGCGCCUUUCCUCUCCGAUUCAGUCCGGGAGCACGGCAAGGUGAGCCUCUCCUGGUUCGGCCCCAUCCCCAAGGUAACCAUCGCCGACCCCGACCUCGCCAAGCACGUGCUUUCCAACAAGUUCGGGCACCUGGAGAAGCCCAAGUUCCCGGCACUGUGGAAGCUCCUCGCUAAUGGCCUCUCCAACCACGAGGGCGACAAGUGGGUUAAGCACAGGCGGCUCCUAAACCCUGCUUUCAAUCUCGAGAAGAUCAAGUGCAUGCUGCCGGAGUUCUCUGCGUGCUGUGAAGAAUUGAUCAGCAGAUGGAUGGAGUCCAUCGGCUCAAAUGGCUCGUGUGAGCUCGACGUUUGGCCGGAAAUCCAAAGCCUGACCGGGGAUGUCAUUUCUCGCACUGCAUUCGGUAGCAGCUACCUUGAAGGAAGGAAGAUAUUCCAGUUGCAAUCCGAGCAAGCUGGGCGUAUAAUGACAAACAUUCGGAUGAUUCUCAUUCCCGGUUAUUUACCCUUGCCAACCACAAACAAUAGAAGGAUGUAUCAAAUCAACGACGAGAUAGAAUCGAUUCUGCGAGGUAUAAUCGAGAAAAGAAUUAAAGCAAUGAAAGAAGGCCAAAGUGCAAAACAAGACUUGCUCGGUUUAUUGCUAGAACCAAACAUCGGGGAAACAUAUGAGAAUGGUCAAUCUAACAUAGGCAUGACGAUCGAAGACGUCAUUGAGGAGUGCAAGUUGUUCUACUUUGCAGGAAUGGAGACAACAUCGGUGCUACUCACAUGGACCAUGAUCGUUCUAAGCAUGCACCCAGAGUGGCAGGACCGUGCAAGGCAGGAGGUACUAGGAUUAUUUGGGAAAAAUAAACCUGAAUAUGAAGGCCUAAAUCGACUCAAAACGGUGACCAUGAUCCUCUACGAGGUUCUUCGGUUGUAUCCCCCGAGCAUCCAUUUCAGUCGGAAGACAUACAAGGAGGUGCAAAUUGGAGACACAAAGUACCCCGCUGGUGUGAUGAUUGAGCUUGCCGUAUUGUUCAUGCACCAUGACCCUGACAUUUGGGGAACCGAUGUGCACGAAUUCAAGCUGGAGAGGUUUGCUGAGGGGAUCUCGAAGGCAUCGAAGAAUCCAGGAGCAUUUCUUCCAUUUGGUUGGGGACCACGGAUUUGCAUCGGCCAGAACUUUGCGCUUCUUGAGGCCAAGAUGGCCAUUUGCAUGAUCCUCCAACGCUUUGAGUUCAUGCUUGCGUCGUCCUAUACUCAUGCACCACAUACUGUAGUAACACUGCAUCCAAUGCAUGGAGCGCAAAUUAAGCUUGGGCUCAUUUGAUUUUUUUUCAUGUUUUCAUGUUUAUGUAGUUUAAUAAGAACUUAUGUUUCUUCA
Lolium perenne is the source of this 1709-nucleotide messenger RNA. RefSeq names its product cytochrome P450 CYP72A616. The record is from RefSeq and is a predicted model, not a curated record. Lineage: Eukaryota; Viridiplantae; Streptophyta; Magnoliopsida; Poales; Poaceae. Gene Ontology annotation, molecular function: iron ion binding; oxidoreductase activity, acting on paired donors, with incorporation or reduction of molecular oxygen; heme binding.